CUCCGUGACAUUACGAGCGCGCUGUCCCAACGAGAACAUCCCACAUGCACGCUGCACUGAUUCAGCAUGUGAGCCAGCGGGCUGAAGCCGCGAGGAUGAGCCACUCUCCAUAAACUCUACUAUCUGAUCUCUCCCAUAAAACACGCUGCCUGCUGAUAUGUAACGCAUGGAUUAUGGAACGGCUGUGGAUCUGUAGCAAAAUCCUCCUGUUUGCAAGCGUUUGCGUGGGUUCAUCGUUGCAGGUUGGCGAGGACGCUUCUUGCGAUGGGGCGUUUGAUAUUUACUUCGUGUUGGACAGGUCAGGCAGCGUGUGGAAACACUGGGGUGACAUCUACGGAUUUGUGGAGCAGCUCACCAGCAGGUUUGUCAGUCCCAGGAUGCGAGUUUCCUACAUAGUUUUUUCAUCUCAGGCGGUUGUCAUACUUCCGCUGACAGGAGACAGAUCUAAGAUAAACCAGGGGUUGGAGGAGCUGAGCCAAAUCAAACCUGCCGGUGAAACAUACAUGCACGAAGGUUUGAAAAAGGUGUCGGAGCAAAUGAAUACACAAACUUCACCGUCAUCCACUAUCAUUAUUGUUCUGACUGAUGGAAAGCUAGAAAUCUACCCAUAUGAACUAAGCGUAAAGGAGGCCGACAGAGCCAGAGGGUUCGGAGCCAGAGUGUACUGCGUCGGGGUCAUGGACUUUGAUAACAAACAGCUCGCCGAAAUAGCAGACGGCACCGAGCAAGUCUUUCCAGUUCUGUCUGGGUUUCAUGCUCUUAAAGACAUCGUCAGCACGAUCCUGAAGCAGUCGUGUGCAGAAGUGUUCACAAUAGAGCCGUCGACUGUUUGUGUGAAUGAGUCUUUCAACGUGGUGCUGAGGGGUUCUGGCUUCAGCGGACCCAAGAGGGUUGAGAACGUACUCUGUUCCCUCACUGUCAAUCAAGUGACGCACAAUCAGAAACCAACAGUGGUCAGAGACGGCUACCUGCUGUGCUCGGCUCCUGUACUGCAAGAGAUUGGACAAUCAGUAGAAGUGCUGGUCAGCCUUAACAAUGGAAAAUCCUACAUCUCCAGUCCCAUCAGCAUCUACGCCACAUCAUGUUCAGAUGGGAUGUGGGUGCUCUGGCUGCUCUUGGCUCUGUUGCUGUUAUUAAUCCUGAGCUUACUCUGGUGGUUCUGGCCUCUCUGCUGCACUGUGGUCAUCAGAGACCCACCUCCGGCUCGCCCCCCUCCUCCACCUCCUGUGAUUGAGCCAGAAGAGGAUCCUUUGCCCAAACAGAGGUGGCCCACGGUGGACGCUUCCUACUAUGGAGGCAGGGGCGCUGGAGGGAUCAAACGCAUGGAGGUGCGUUGGGGGCAGAAGGGGUCCACGGAGGAGGGAGCGCGACUGGAGAAAGCCAAGAAUGCUGUGGUCACGAUGCCGGACGAUGUGGAGGAGCCCAUCAUUCCGCGACCACCACCGAGACCUCCUCCUGUAUACAGACCCCCACCACAGUCUAAAUGGUACACUCCCAUCAAGGGACGUGUCGACGCACUGCUGGCAUUACUGAGGAGACAGUACGACCGGGUGGCCAUCAUGAGGCCGACCCCUCACGACAAGGGCCGCUGCAUGAACUUCACCAGAGUUCAGAGUCGCUGACGCUGAGACUCUAAGGAUCACCUUUUCACUUUAUUCCAGCUCUUAACCAAAGACGACCAGUACGUACACUCGGACAUGAAUGUGUGUUGUAAAUAAAACUUCUUUACGUAAAA
Molecule: messenger RNA, 1735 nt
Organism: Mugil cephalus (flathead mullet)
Lineage: Eukaryota; Metazoa; Chordata; Actinopteri; Mugiliformes; Mugilidae
Product: anthrax toxin receptor 2-like
Exons: 17
Coding region: 174-1622 (482 amino acids)
Cellular component (GO): membrane
Molecular function (GO): signaling receptor activity
Source: RefSeq, a predicted model, not a curated record